UGCUAGCAUAUAUUAUUCAAUUCAAUUAUAAAAUAGUAAAUUAUUGUGUAAAGCUUACCUAAAUUUAUCACUCAAUCCGGAGUCAAUCGCGAGUCCGAAUUAUCGUCGUCGUGGCGUUCAACUUUGGUUCGCGAAAAGAUAGCCUGACAGGGGAAACAAUACACACCCACGUUUAGUUUGCACGUCACUGCUGAUCCCUUGGAGCUCCUCAGGAUAAGGUGACCCUACGCAUGUGAAUACGUCAAUAGUAGUGCCUUCUCAAUAAACAACGCCAACUGCAAGGCAAGUUUCCGCGGUGAUUUGUAGCCCUUAGAGGAUUCCCAAACUGGUUGCUUUGACCAUUUCAAAAGCAGUUGCAACUAUCGAUAUUAUAUAUAUUCAACAGAUAUUAUUUGAAUAUUAAUUCAACAGAGGAGUUAAACAUAUUAGAUGCAAAUAUACGAAAAAACACUCAGUUGAUGUCUGAGUACUGCUUGAAUGUAUCGACUGCUUGUCAGUGUUAUCGUUGGCUUGCCACCUCUGCAUGCCUUCGCCUUGGAGUACCUACGCGACCAAUUGAAGCCCGGUGCACGCAUACUGGACGUAGGCUCUGGAUCUGGCUACCUCACAGCCUGCUUUUAUCGUUACAUCAAGGCUAAGGGUGUUGAUGCGGAUACCCGGAUCGUGGGCAUAGAGCACCAGGCAGAGCUGGUGCGGCUGAGCAAGGCCAACUUAAACACCGACGACCGUAGCAUGCUGGACUCCGGCCAGUUGCUAAUCGUCGAGGGUGACGGCCGCAAGGGAUAUCCCCCGAACGCCCCGUAUAAUGCAAUCCAUGUAGGAGCAGCUGCUCCCGACACGCCCACCGAACUCAUCAACCAACUGGCCAACGGCGGGCGCCUGAUAGUUCCAGUCGGUCCCGACGGCGGGUCUCAGUACAUGCAACAGUACGACAAGGACGCCAAUGGGAAGGUGGAGAUGACACGUCUCAUGGGCGUAAUGUACGUCCCCCUCACGGAUCUUCGCUCCUGACUGCACAGAGUAGGAAGGUCGCUCGUUGUGGUGCUGCUGCUCGUUUUUAUUCUCUACCUAAUUUUGGCUUACUAGUUAAUAAAUCAAUCAAAAUUGAAUUGCUUCUUUUCACGUUGAGUUCAAAUAUAUAAGUUUUUUGAACAAG
Molecule: messenger RNA, 1156 nt
Organism: Drosophila simulans
Lineage: Eukaryota; Metazoa; Arthropoda; Insecta; Diptera; Drosophilidae
Gene: Pcmt
Product: protein-L-isoaspartate(D-aspartate) O-methyltransferase
Exons: 3
Coding region: 478-1011 (177 amino acids)
Biological process (GO): protein modification process
Cellular component (GO): cytoplasm
Molecular function (GO): protein-L-isoaspartate (D-aspartate) O-methyltransferase activity
Source: RefSeq, a predicted model, not a curated record